AUGGAGAAACCCAUACCCAUCGCCAUUGUUGGCAUGGCGUGUCGCACGUCGGGCGGGGUGGCUUCAUUGGAGGACUUCUGGACAAUGAUAUCUCGUUGCAGAGACGGUUCUAUCCCAAUCCCCAAAGACCGAUAUUCCUCUGAAGCGUACUACCACCCUAAUCCGCAAAAGAGGGGUACCUUUAACCAAAUUGGAGGCUAUUUUAUGGAUAAAGAUAUGUCCUGCUUUGACGCCCCAUUCUUCAAUAUCACAAGACAAGAAGCCGCCGCGAUAGAUCCGCUACAAAGACAGCUUCUCGAAGUCUCGUACGAGGCUCUGGAGUGCGCAGGUCUUCCCAAGGACAAGAUAUCCGGACAGACCAUGGGAGUUUUUGUUGGUAGCAAGAGAUCAGACUACCGAUAUGGUACGCAAGACCUGAAGCGAAUAGAGCUGUUUGAGGCCACGAGCCUUCACCCAGCUAUCCAGGCCGGGCGGCUUUCCUAUUAUUUCAAUCUCAACGGGCCCUCCUGUAGCGUCGACACAGCUUGCUCUUCCGGUCUGCAUGCUCUUCACCUAGGAGUUAAUGCCAUCCGUAACGGAGAAUGCAGCUCUGCGCUGGUGGCGGCUGCGAAUUUGUAUCUUAACCCCGACGACCUGGUUUCCAUGUCUAUGCUGGGUCUAUUUACUCCCACAGGAAAGACAUACGCCUUUGACCACCGCGGAAAAUCUGGCUUCGCAUGCGGCGAAGGCUCCGCUGCCCUCAUAAUCAAGCCACUCGAUCAAGCCCUGCGCGAUAACGACAAGAUCUACUCUGUAAUCGUCAAUACAGGAAUUAACCAGGACGGCAAGACCGUUGGUCUGACGACACCGAGCAGUGAAAUGCAAGAGAAGCUCAUGCGUGACGUAUAUAGGCGCGCAAACAUUAGCCCGGACGACACGGCAUUCGUCGAGGCACACGGCACAGGCACAAAAGUAGGAGACCCUCUAGAAGCAGUUGCCAUCCAGCGAGUGUUUGGAAACGGCCGUACAAAGCGCAAGCCCCUUUACAUUGGCUCUGUGAAGACAAAUGUAGGCCAUUUGGAAAACGCCAGUGGUCUGAUAUCUAUCAUCAAGGCCAGUCUUAUGCUGGAUCGAGGCUUCAUCUUACCCAACACCAACUUUGAGAAGGCCAACCCUGCCAUACCUCUGGAAGAGUGGGGUAUGAAAGUUCCCAUCAAUAUUCGUCCUUGGCCUAAAGGCAAGCGCUAUAUUAGCAUUAAUAACUUCGGUUUUGGGGGUUCCAAUGCCCACGCCGUUCUCGAAAAGGCGCCCAUAGUGGCUACAAUCAAGGCCAUGCCCGUUGAAUCACCAGGAAAUGAAGCCCCUGCACCCAAACUUUUCCCCAUAUCGGGUCACGACGAGGGUGCUGCCAAAAGAAAUGCGAGCCAGAUUGGAAUCUACGUCGAGCAGCACCCCGAAAUCUUUGAGAAGCGCAUCUCUCGCGAUGUUGCAUACACUCUGGGCGAGCGCCGGACUCACCACGCUUUUCGUGUUGCUAUCACUGCUAGAAAUUUCGACGAGCUGGCAAAAACCUUGAAUGAUGAAGUCCUGCUCCCACAACGGGCGUCAGAUGAACCUCUCAAGCUAGCCUUCGUGUUCACUGGCCAAGGUGCUCAGUGGCCGCAGAUGGGCAAGCAGUUACUCAACUCCCACCCCAUUUUCGCCAAAACGGUCAAAGAGUCGUCGGACUUUCUCGAGAGUAUUGGAGCUGACUUCUCCCUCGUGGAAGAGCUUUUGCGGGAUAAGAGUGAGUCCAUUGUGAAUGAGGUUCAUAUUGCGCAGCCAAUUUGUACGGCGGUCCAGCUUGGUCUUGUUGAGCUUCUCAAGACGUGGAACGUUAACCCUUCCAUGGUCAGCGGCCAUUCAUCUGGUGAAAUCGCGGCUGCUUAUGUUACAGGCGCUAUUACACUCAAAUAUGCCAUGGCUGCUGCUUACUACCGCGGCUAUUUUGCUGCUCAGAUGAGGCAGCGCAAUCCUGAUCUGCAUGGUGCAAUGUUAGCAGUUGGUGCUGGGCCUGCCGAAGUCAAGGGAAUCAUCAUAUCCUUGGGUUUGGAUGGCAUCACCAUUGCUUGCAAAAACUCUCCCAAUUCAAUUACUGCCUCUGGUGAUGAGACAGACAUUGACUGCCUGGCUUCGGAACUUGAAAGACGCGGCAUUUUCAGCCGGAAGCUUCGUGUCAACGUAGGCUAUCACUCUGCUCACAUGAGACUUGUCGCAGAUGACUACAUGGCGGCCAUCAAAAACAUGCACUCCAAAGCCACGGAUGGUAUCAAGUUUUACUCGUCUCUUCUCGGCAAGAAGCUCGAUAACACUGAAGCACUAGGCGCUCAGUACUGGGUUAACAACCUUACCGAGCCUGUUCUCUUUUCGUCCGCCCUUGAGCAGCUAUACCAUGAUGGAAAGCCGGACAUUAUCAUUGAGCUCGGCCCCCAUUCUGCCCUCGAGGGCCCAAUCAAGCAAAUUUUGAAGAGCGUUAGCAAGCAAGCUGCUUCUAGCGUCAGGUAUUACUCUGUUUUGCUCCGCAACCAAGAUGCUGCGGUUACAGCCGUCAAGCUUGCCGGUAAUCUUUGGGCCAACGGUCUUGCUAUCAACUUCAGCCAGGUCAAUGAGACCUUGGAGGGUCAAUCGGACCCCAGUUUGAUUUCAAACCUGCCUUCCUAUCAGUGGUCAAUGCAUCAGUACUGGACAGAGUCCCGCGCCAGCAAGUCCCGUCGCCUAAAGCCUUUCGGCCGUCAUGACCUGCUUGGACUCCUACAAGAUGAUUGCAACGAAGAUGAGCCUGUUUGGACCAACGUUCUUGACUCCGAUGAAGUGCCAUGGCUCAAAGAUCAUAAAAUGCAAACUCUUGUCACAUUCCCCUGCGCUGGAUACCUGACUAUGGCGACCGAAGCUGCUUCUCAAAGAGCGAGGAUACGUGGCGUAUCGUUAGAUGAAAUUGCCUCUUAUUGUAUGCGCGACAUCCAGGUCACUAAGGCCUUUAUCCUUGAUGACGGCGCAUCUUAUGACACACGCUUUACUCUCAAGCGAUACGCGGAAGGCCUUGCAUCGUACUCUGAUGAUUGGGAUGAGUUCCAAUUUUCUUCUUGGGCGCCGUCCCGAGGCUGGGUUGAGCACUGCCGUGGCCUUGUUGGCAUCAAGAAACGCAGCGAUGCCAAUACUGUUCGUGUGAGGAACCAAAAAGCUGCCCUUGAUCGCAGGGCCAAAAUUCAAGCGCAGCCUGGUACUGAAGUUGACCGUGAAAUUUUUUACUCGGAACUUUCUAACAAGGGCGCUGGAUACACCAGAGACUUCACAUUCAAGGAUGGCGCAAACCUGAGAGUCGAUGGUGGCUAUUCAGCUGGUAUAGCUGUUCUCCAAGAUUCUGCCGCCAAUAUGCCUUUCAACUAUGAGACACGAAGCAUUCUACCCCCUGCAUUCACAGACUUGAUCUUCCAGACUUGCUUCUUGGUCAUCGGCGCAGGUCGCGGAAAUAUGAAGAACUUGAUCAUGCCAUCGGCCAUUGGAAGUGUGGAGAUAUCUACCAAAUGCCCAAAUUCUCCCGGAGAAACGCUCGAACUCGUAACCCGCUGCCAUAACCACUCUUCAAAGGGGCCCUUUAUAUAUGACCAUGAUGCAUGGCACACAGGCGGGGACGAGCCUGUCGUUAUGCUGCGAAACACCGUCUUGACCCCAAUUAACGGCGAUGCCUUUGAUGGCCAAGAGUGCAGAUCCGUGUGCUAUAAAGUGAACUGGGAGACUUUAGAAGCUCAAGUUGCAGCGAGACUUGAAGACAAUCCUACUUCAGAUGAGGCAAACGGCCAUACAAACAGGCACGCCAACGGCCACACCAAUGGACUCACCAACGGGCUCACCAACGGGCUCGCCAACGGGCACGCCAACGGGCACACCAACGGGCACGCCAACGGGCACACCAACGGCCAUACCAAUGGACUCACGAACGGACACGCCAACGGACACGCCAACGGACACGCCAACGGACACGCCAACGGAUACGCCAACGGGCACGCCAACGGGCAUAUCAAUGGACUCACGAACGGACACGCCAACGGACACGCCAACGGACACGCCAACGGACACGCCAACGGAUACGCCAACGGGCACGCCAACGGGCAUAUCAAUGGACACAUAAAUGGACACAUAAAUGGACACAUAAAUGGACACACGAAUGGGCAUAUCAGCGGCCAUACCAAUGGAGGCGCCAAUGGGCACAUCAGCGGUCACACUAACGGACACACCGAUGGGCACAUCAAUGGUUCUAAUAGUGACGCUAAUGGCUACGUCCAUGGUGCGUUGGCCUCCGGUGUUGACUUGAGUUCCACUCCUAUCACCAUCAUUUGCGAUGCUGCCCCCUCAAAUACUCUCUCCGCGGCUCUUGCAGAUCUAAUUGAGAUCCGGAGUGGUGGAUGCAGACCGACCAUCACGUCACUGGAGAACGUGGAAAUCUCUUCAUCCACUAGAUAUAUCGUCUUGAAUGAAGUUGAUAGCCCAGUUCUGGAUAACAUGAGCGCCGAUACAUUUGCUCGCGUUCAGAAGCUCCUGCUUGAUGGCUUGUCUAUCCUCUGGGUGGGCUCUGGUGCUUACUUAAAUGCAGAGAUCCCGCAUAACAACAUGGCUCAGGGAAUGCUCCGAACUAUUCGUUCCGAGCUGAGCAAGGUGGCAGCCACCCUCGACCUCGAUACCAAAUCUAAGUUGAUGCCUGUCGACCAGGCGCAGCUGAUCCUCACAGCAUUGAAAACGUCAUUGGAGACGCCCGAAGAUGACUCUAUUGACUACGAGUUUGCGGAGAAAAAUGGUAAACUUUUCGUUCCCCGUGUAGUAGAGGAAAACGAGAUGAAUCUCGAUAUCUUCCGCCAAACUCAGUCUUCCCGCCCUUAUCUCCAAGACUUCAACCAGCCCGGACGCCGCCUCAAGAUCGCGGUUGGCACUUAUGGUGCGCUCGACUCCUUGUUCUGGGAAGACGAGAAGGCGUACGAGUUGAGGCCUGAUGAGAUUGAAAUCAAAGUUGCUGCCACUGGCAUGAACUUCAAGGACGUUGUCAUUGCCAUGGGACAGGUGGCUAGCCCAUAUCUCGGAGUCGAGUGUUCCGGUACCGUCUCACGACUUGGAUCUAGCGUUUCCUCGCUCAAGGUUGGAGAUCGGGUUUGUGCUAUGACACACGGUGCUUAUGGUACCUUUGCUCGCUGUCCAGCUACUAGUGCAGCUAUUGUACCCGAUGAUAUUCCUUUCUCUGUUGCUGCCUCUAUCCCCGUCGUCUUCUGCACUGCCUACUAUGGCCUUGUUGAACUUGCACGCCUCGACAGCGGUGAAAAGAUCUUGAUUCAUGCUGCCUCUGGCGGUGUAGGGCAGGCCGCUAUUCAACUCUCACGGAUGAUUGGUGCUGAGAUUUUCGCCACUGUUGGCAGUGCCGAGAAGAAGCAGCACCUUAUUGAUAUGUAUGGUAUCCCUGAGGAUCAUAUCUUCUAUAGUAGAGACACUAGCUUCGGGCCUGCCCUCAGAGAAGCUACUGGUGGCAAUGGCGUGGACGUUGUGAUCAAUUCGCUUGCCGGUGACCUAUUGAGAGAGACUUGGGCCUGCAUUGCUCCAUUCGGCCGCUUCAUUGAAAUUGGAAAACGUGAUAUCACUUCUAAUACCAGACUGGAAAUGGCCAAGUUCGAGUACAACUGUACUUUCAGCUCGGUUGACUUGACCAAAGUUGGAGAUUGGCGACCCAAGAUCAUGGGCCGAGUUUUCAACGAAGUCAUGGCUCUCAUCGCCAAGAAGAAUAUCCAGCCCAUUACCCCUAUCACCGAGAUUGGCAUAUCCGAGGUUGAAGCCGCUUUGCGCAAACUUCAGAGCGGCAAGACCACGGGUAAAGUUAUUGUCAACCAUCUCGUUGAUGAGCAGGUCAAUAUUACUCACCAGCAGCCUACCACUAAGGAUCUAGUGAAAGACAAUGCCACUUAUAUCAUCAUUGGCGGUACAGGUGGCCUUGGCCGUUCUAUGACAAAAAAGAUAGUGCAACGAGGUAGAAAGCACAUUGUCCUUUUGUCCCGCAGCGGCAAGAUGACCCCUGAGCUAGAGCAGCUCAGCAAAGACUGCGAAGUUGAUGAAGCCAAGAUCUACGUAAAGCCCUGCGAUGUGGCCGAUCAGGCAAAGGUUAACGAGCUCAUCUUAGAGCUGCAGUCGUCACUGCCUCCGAUCCGUGGUGUCAUCCAUGCAGCUAUGGUUUUGCGUGAUACCCUCUUUGAAAAGAUGUCAUUCGAGGACUGGAAUGAGGUUGUCCGCUCAAAGGUUGCGGGCGGCUGGAACUUCCACACUGCGCUGGCUAAUGAACCCCUAGACUUCUUCAUCGUUAUGUCCUCCGUUGCUGGUAUUGUCGGUAACCGAGGGCAGGCAGCCUACGCUGCAGCCAACACCUUUUUGGAUGCUUUGACAGUCCACCGCCGCAAACUGGGUCUCAAUUCGACAUCUCUCAACCUGACUGCGGUCGAAGAUGCCGGUUACCUGGCAGAGAAUGCCAGCAAACAAUGCGAGGUUCUUCGUAAUUUAUCCGGUAACGGCAUUAGCGAGGCCGAAGUCCUAGCACUCAUCGAGAGCUCUAUCAACGGAAAGGUUGGCACCACCUGCGACGACCAAUGUGUUACCGGUCUCGAUUUCGGCGACUCUAUGCCCUACUAUGCCACCGAUGGCAAAUUCUCAUAUCUGCGCAAGGCGGCUGCCCUCGCGCUUAGCACAGCUGCGGAUGAUAGCAACAGCGCAAACAUUCCUAUCGGUAAGAGACUGGCCAAGCUUACGACCGUGGAAGAGGCCGUUGAACUUGUCGUCGAUGGCUUGCGCGACAAACUCGGCGCCAUUCUGAUGCUUCAUCCCGACGUCAUGCUCGCAAAGCAGGCGACCGUCACCAUGACUGCCUUUGGCCUGGACUCGCUCAACGCUAUUGAGUUGCGUAAUUGGAUCGGAAAGGACCUUCAGGCGCACUUACAGAUUCUAGAGCUGCUAAGGGCUGGUACACUGGCCGAUCUUGCAUGUCAGAUUCUAAAGAAGACCCGUAUCCAAGGUGUAUGGUCUGUGGAAGAGGCAGCCAAAUGA
Molecule: messenger RNA, 7086 nt
Organism: Arthroderma uncinatum
Lineage: Eukaryota; Fungi; Ascomycota; Eurotiomycetes; Onygenales; Arthrodermataceae
Product: lovastatin nonaketide synthase
Exons: 2
Coding region: 1-7086 (2361 amino acids)
Biological process (GO): fatty acid biosynthetic process; secondary metabolite biosynthetic process
Molecular function (GO): 3-oxoacyl-[acyl-carrier-protein] synthase activity; fatty acid synthase activity; oxidoreductase activity
Source: RefSeq, a predicted model, not a curated record